AUGAGUGUCUUUGGCCACUUUGAGACUAUGGAAGUGCGAGAUGAGAAGAGCAGGAAGGAAAUGACUAUGCCUGUUACAUACCGAGAUGCUUCCACGGUUAGAGCUAAUUGGCUGGUCCGAAAAUAA
Molecule: messenger RNA, 126 nt
Organism: Sclerotinia sclerotiorum 1980 UF-70
Lineage: Eukaryota; Fungi; Ascomycota; Leotiomycetes; Helotiales; Sclerotiniaceae
Exons: 1
Coding region: 1-126 (41 amino acids)
Source: RefSeq, a predicted model, not a curated record